Molecule: messenger RNA, 701 nt
Organism: Cryptotermes secundus
Lineage: Eukaryota; Metazoa; Arthropoda; Insecta; Blattodea; Kalotermitidae
Product: U6 snRNA-associated Sm-like protein LSm6
Exons: 3
Coding region: 206-445 (79 amino acids)
Biological process (GO): maturation of SSU-rRNA; mRNA splicing, via spliceosome
Cellular component (GO): U4/U6 x U5 tri-snRNP complex; sno(s)RNA-containing ribonucleoprotein complex; P-body
Molecular function (GO): RNA binding
Source: RefSeq, a predicted model, not a curated record
UCCCUGCACGAAUGUCAUCUGUGAUUGACGGCAUGUAAUUUAUUGUCUUUGGUGACAAUCUGAACGAUCUGAUCUUCGAUUAUCGAAGACUAAUGUUUGAAUUGUAGGACGAAAAUUUGGAAUUUUUGGGGCGUAAUUUAAGAAUUGGUCGUGAAACUUGAACUGGAAUUUUAAAAGUUGGCGAUAAAAGGUUAUUAGCCGAAUCAUGAGCAGAAAAGAAGCUUUGUCACAAUUCAUUCAGCAGAUCCAUGGGAGGCCAGUAGUGGUAAAGUUGAAUAGUGGUGUUGACUAUCGAGGAGUGUUGGCCUGUCUGGAUGGCUAUAUGAACAUUGCUCUAGAGCAAACAGAGGAGUAUGUAAAUGGUCAGUUGAAGAAUAAAUAUGGAGAUGCAUUUAUUCGAGGCAAUAAUGUCUUAUACAUAAGCACACAGAAGAGACGAGUCUGAUGUUUCAGGAAACUUGAAUGCUUUCAGAAACAAUUUAUGUUUAUUGUACUCACAAAAAGGCCCAUGUAUUUGAAAUGGAUGAUAAGUUAUAAGUGUUUUGUAUCUUUAAUUGGAAAACUAUUGUAAUAUUUUUACAGUGACAUGAAGUUAGAAAAGGUUUUAGUCACUUCUCCUGAAAUAAAGUUGACACAUGCCUUUUUACUCUCCUCUGAUUUAAAUUUUGUAAAAAUGUAAAGAACCUGUGUUUAUUUUCAUU